Messenger RNA from Rana temporaria (common frog), 1587 nucleotides. RefSeq names its product ectonucleotide pyrophosphatase/phosphodiesterase 4 (gene ENPP4). The coding region runs from base 100 to 1473 and encodes 457 amino acids. The record is from RefSeq and is a predicted model, not a curated record. Lineage: Eukaryota; Metazoa; Chordata; Amphibia; Anura; Ranidae. The transcript has 4 exons.
AGCCCGCCCACUGUCGGAGUGCCCGCCCAAUGAGGUGUCGGAGGAGAGAAGUGAUCGGAGUUCGGGCUGUGUGUAACCUGCACAGGAGUGACUUGUAAGAUGCGUGCGGCGGCCCUUUUCCUUACCUUGAUGCAUGGCUUAGCACUGUGUGCUGGUGAAGCAGCUAGUGAUAGUUCCACUCCCAAGCUAAUCCUGGUAUCAUUUGAUGGGUUCAGGGCGGACUAUUUAUUAAACUUCUCGCUGCCUAACCUCCAGGAGUUCAUCAGCGAUGGAGUACUGGUGAGGGAGGUGACAAAUAUCUUCAUCACAAAGACUUUCCCCAAUCAUUAUACAAUAGUGACCGGUUUAUAUGCUGAAAGCCAUGGCAUGGUAGCCAACUCCAUGUAUGAUUCCACCACACAUCAGAUCUUUAAUUUGUCCGACAUUACUUCUAAGACUGACCCAUUUUGGUGGAACCAAGCAACUCCCAUCUGGGUGACCAACCAACAGACGGGACGAAGAAGCGGCUCAGCAAUGUGGCCUGGCAGCGAUGUAAAGAUUCAGAAUACAACCCUUGAUGACUUCUUGCCGUACAACCACAGCGUCACCUUCGCCGAGAGAGUCGAUAACAUCGCUGCUUGGUUUACAAGACCUAAUGAUCCCAUCAACUUUGCCACACUCUAUUUUGAGGAACCUGAUGCUAGCGGGCACCAGUUUGGACCUGAAGAUAAAGAGAACAUGGCCAAAGUGUUGACCGAGAUAGAUGAAAAUGUUAAAUAUUUGGUGUCGAAGCUAAAGGAGGCAAAGCUUUGGGAUACAGUGAAUGUGAUUAUCACUAGUGACCAUGGAAUGGCCCAAUGCUCAAAGGAGAGAGUUAUUGUACUGGAUGAUUGCAUUGGUCGCGGGAACUAUACCUUGGUGGAUUUCACUCCAGUUGCUGCAAUUCAUCCACUUCAAGAGGUCAGCUAUGUGUACAAUCUGCUGAAGAACUGCAGCAGUCACAUGACAGUCUACCUGAAGGAGGAGAUUCCAGAUCGUUAUCAUUACAAGCACAACGGCCGGAUCCAGCCUAUCAUCAUGGUGGCCGAUGAAGGAUGGACAAUAGUGCAGAAUGGAUCUUCCCACAUAACCUUGGGAAACCACGGUUAUGACAACACCCUCCAUAGCAUGCACCCUUUCCUAGCUGCCCACGGGCCAGCCUUCCACAAGGACUAUAAGCUGGGCACAAUAAACAGCGUGGACGUGUACCCCAUGAUGUGCCACAUUCUCGGACUGAAGCCCGAAGCCAACAAUGGAUCACUCUCCAACACCAAGUGUUUGCUGACCGACCAGUGGUGCAUCCGGGUGCCAGAAGCCAUUGGUAUUGUGAUGGGCACCCUCAUGGUGUUCACCACUUUGACUUGUAUUGUGAUCAUGUUCAAGAAGAAAUUGCCUUCAGGACGUCCGUUCACGCGGCUGAGGUUGCAGGAUGACGACGAUCCUUUAAUUGCGUGAUUUAGAAAAAUGUGAGCACCGGAACAAAUGCACUUUUGGCAAUAUACACUAUAUUACCAAAAGUAUUGGGACGCCUGCCUUUACACGCACGUGAACUUUAAUGACAUCCCGGUC